Messenger RNA from Propithecus coquereli (Coquerel's sifaka), 1397 nucleotides. RefSeq names its product TWIST neighbor (gene POLR1F). Lineage: Eukaryota; Metazoa; Chordata; Mammalia; Primates; Indriidae. Gene Ontology annotation, biological process: DNA-templated transcription initiation; DNA-templated transcription. The record is from RefSeq and is a predicted model, not a curated record. Gene Ontology annotation, cellular component: RNA polymerase I complex. The coding region runs from base 40 to 1044 and encodes 334 amino acids. The transcript has 4 exons.
GCGUCAGUGCCGCGCGCCGUGGGAAACCUGACAAGCAGCAUGGCUGCGGGUUGUUCAGAGGCGCUGCGGGCCAAUACGGCCUCUGACGGGUCCCUGGCAGGAUCUGCAGGCGUCCUGCCUUGCCUAGAGCUUCCUACCUAUGCUGCUGCUUGUGCGCUGUUGAAUAGCCGCUACUCCUGCCUGGUGGCCGGGCCACACCGAAGGCACAUCGCCCUGUCGCCUCGCUACCUUAAUAGGAAGCGCACCGGCAUCCGAGAGCAACUAGACGCGGAACUCCUCCGCUAUUCCGAGAGUCUUUUAGGGGUCCCCAUUGCAUAUGAUAACAUCAAAGUUGUGGGUGAACUGGGAGAUAUUUAUGAUGAUCAAGGACAUAUUCAUCUUAACAUUGAAGCAGAUUUUGUUAUUUUCUGCCCUGAACCAGGGCAGAAGCUUAUGGGUACAGUUAAUAAAGUGUCUUCUAGCCACAUUGGCUGUUUAGUGCAUGGGUGUUUUAAUGCUUCCAUUCCUAAACCUGAGCAGUUGUCAGCUGAGCAGUGGCAAACCCUGGAGAUAAACUUGGGUGAUGAACUAGAGUUUGAAGUAUUUCGUUUAGACUCAGAUGCUGCUGGAGUAUUCUGCAUUCGGGGAAAACUAAAUAUCAGCAGUUUACAAUUUAAGAGUUCAGAAGUUUCUGAAGAAGUAACAGAAACUGGCACUGAAGAAGUUGUUGAAAAGCCUCCAAAGAAGAAAAAGAAAAAGAAGAAAGACCCAGAGACAUAUGAAGCGGACAGUGUCACCAUAAAGCAAGCAGAUUUUGCAGAUGACACCCCAAAGGAAGAAUUAGACCUGCAGAUUACUAAUAAUGUAAGUGGCCUCUGUGAGGAAGAGCCAAAGAAGAAGAAAAAGAAGAAGAAGAAAAAGGACCAGGAAGAUCAAGACCAGGACCCUGUUUUCCAGUGCAGUGACUCCAGUGGUUACCAAAGUGACCAUAAAAAGAAAAAAAAGAAAAGAAAACACAAUGAAGAGGCUGAAUUUACCUCACCGAAAAAGAAAAGGGAAAAGUAAUUUUCUUUAGUGCAUUGUAAAUAUGCUUCUGUUUUUAAAAGAGUGAUUUACACAUAAUAGAUGAGUAAAUGUCUUGAAUGAUAUGAAAUGCUUACUCAUACCAGAAGUUUGCAAAACAGGAAACACUUAAUCAAGAGUUGGAGGUCUGUGUGCUAAAUAUUAUAAAACUGACUAUAAGUUAAUUUGGGGAAUACCAAGACCAUUAAAGUACCAUUUUAUUUUAUACAUAAUAAAAAGAUAAGAGCUGCUCUCACUCUUGACCUUUAUAUUCUCUCAGGUUUUACUCUCUACAUAAAAUUAUUUCUACAAUCUCAAGACUAGCAAAAGGACUUUAUAUUAUUCGUAUCAUUAAA